AGGUUCACUAGUCUUAACAAUAUUGUGCGAACUACCUAUCCAACCUAUUGGCCCAACGUCAUCAUGUCCAUUGUCUUUACAGUUCUCUUUGCAGGAACUGCCGUCGGCCUCGGACGUGGAUCCAACCUUGCAAUCAUGAGUCAAGCCGCCUGUUUUAUCUUGCCCAUCGUGGCUCUUCUCUGGCUCCGGGUCCGAAAGGAAAUGAAAGCCAGGGCUCGGAAGAGAUUCAAACACCAGUCUCAGAAACUUCUCCGUGGAUGGACAGCGCACGACUUUGUCGCACAUGCCAUCCAAUGGAAAAUACGUGUGCGCCCCAAAAGCGUAGCUCUGCCUUGGUACAAUCCAACCACAUCCUCCACCAAUCCUGAUCCUGGCAUUACUGCUCAAGUGAACAUGACAGAAACAAGCACAGGGACAAGAUCAGGAGUUGUACCGCAACAGGAUCAUACAAGGGGAAUUGAUCUCUCAACCCGAGGUGUAAUCGAUCCACCACACCGGAGUUUAGAGAACGUUGUGGUUAAUGUUGAAGCACCUUCAGCCCCAGUAGGACAAAGAUCUCGCAAUGAAGCAAAUACUAAUACUAGAGCUAGCACUGAUAACAACAAUCAAGAUAAUAACAUCAAUAAUGACCACGGACCUGAAGAGGAGGGCAGUGAGGGCACAGCUGGCGGCUUACAAAGCUCUUCAACAUCAUCACAACCGAUAUCAGAUAUACCCAACGAAGUCGUGACAUCUAGAACCAUAUCAACAUCAACGAUCGCACCAGCAGCAACCUCACUGUCUAGAAGACCAUCUAUAGCAGCUACUAGGAGAGUCGUCGAGGAUGUCUAUAGUGUAUUAAGGCAUUCAAACACUAAUCCUACUUCAACGCCAACACCGCCAUCAUCGUCUUCUCCUUCACUUCCACCGACAUCUUUACCAUCACCAUCACCAUCACCAACACCCCUACCAUCUUCAUCUGAGCAUCCUAAUACUCUACAGAGACAAACCUCUUCGCUCCAUCCCUCCAUAUCUGACGAUUUCUCACCGCCGCCAUCAACACCUUCUAAAUGGGAACCCCUGUUGGAUUUACUUCGUGAUCUACAUUGUUGUGCAUUCUUAUUCAACGAACCAAGAGUUUGGAUGAUUGAAAUCUCGAUUAGAGAAGGUGUUUUGGAUGAGUAUUCGUUCCCAGUCCCCACACCUGCCUAUUGUGAUUAUCGUUUGCCUGGAUACGAUGAUGUCAUUGCGGCAGCAGCUUCACCUUCACCUUCUUCGUCAACGCCACCAUCAUCUCUUUCUAAUAAUAUCCAGGCACGUUUUUUCAGCUCUCCCCCACCAGCAUACGAAAGCGAUCCUGAGAAUGAAUCCGAUAUUGGAGAAGAGGAGGAGGAUGGCGGUAAUGAUGACCAUCAUAAUAACGCCCAUAAUCGUAAUCAUAAUCAUAAUCAUAAUCAUAAUAAUCAUAAUGGGCAAGUCGAGAUCCAUGUAGGGCCCACGAGAUCAACCGUUCCUACUAUAGUAACAACAGGAACAUCAUCAGCAACGGUAGCAGCAGCAGCAGCAGCAGUAAGAGAUUUGGUGACAGUACUAGAUGCCAGUAAUCCAGAUACCAUAGCGACAACAACAACAACAACAACAACAGCAGCAGCAGCAGCAAGAGGAAGAAAUACACAUUUUCAACAACCUGUAGAGAUGACAGCCAUCAUAAUCUCAUCCGCCCCAGCUCAUCUCAAUACAUAUGUGAUGAGACCUCUUGGUGAUAUAAGGACUUCCACUGAUACGACCACGACAACAAUCUCUUCGGUCUUAUCUAACGACAGUAUAUUUUCCUUUGAAGAUACAGAAGGAGAGAUGAAAACAAAAUAGUUCUCCCCUCCCUCCCUUCUUCUUUCUUGUUUAUAAUACAUUAUACAUAACACAGCUUUGUAAAUAAAAUAUACUCG
Messenger RNA from Lobosporangium transversale, 1925 nucleotides. RefSeq lists its product as hypothetical. The record is from RefSeq and is a predicted model, not a curated record. Bases 64 to 1848 code for a protein of 594 amino acids. Lineage: Eukaryota; Fungi; Mortierellomycota; Mortierellomycetes; Mortierellales; Mortierellaceae. The transcript has 2 exons.